GUCAAACAGCUGAUCACGUUGGAUGUGUCACAAUAUUUCCCAGUUCGACCCUUUUCAUGUCAAAUCACAAUGGAUAUCAAAGAAAAGCUUAUGUCUUUCAUUGAUAAGCAAAAGAUAUCACUUAAGGUGCCGUCGUUACCCGUGCAGGCGGCAGAAUUUGUAACGUCAGACGAGUUUGAGGGACGGACGGCGGUGACAGCUCAGCUCCAGAGAAAAGCCUGUCUCCUCAAUGAUCACAUUCUCACCCGAGAGGCUGAGCAGGCUGUCAUUGACAGUAUUGAAGCGUUGUAUUUUGAGAGUGACAAUGUAGAUGUGGGUGAGCACGAGCUGCAAAAAUUUCCGGAUAUUGCUGAUGUUCAUAUUAUUAAUGGGAUGAGGUCACGCCUACGCAAGCAGCAUGCGAUUGUGUCGCGGCGGGUGUCUGACCUCAUCAUGCAGAAGCAGGGGCAGUGUAGUAAAGAAAUGGAAAGAGUGACUGAGUUACAGACGGAAGUAAUUAAAGGCGUAGGCUUGUGUGUCGAGGGCCGCAAAAAGCUAGCCCUAGGUAGAAGUCAGUUCACUUCUGCAAGCUUAGGUAUUCUUGCCAAUUAUAGCAAACGACAGAAAAUUGCAAGUGUUAUCAGAUCUCUACGAAUGAUAAGAACUUUACAGAUGACUGAUGUGCAACUCCAGAGCUUGCUAAAAGCAGAGGACUAUCCAGGAGCAAUACAAUUGUUGCUGGAGUGUCAGAAAGCUGCCGCAACAUUCAAGCACUUUACCUGUAUAUCAGAGUUGAGCACAAAACUGCAGGACACCUUGGAAGGUGCCGAGGAACAACUCGAUGUUGCUUUAGCAAGAGUUGCAGCUAAUUUUAAUGAAGCAAAUUACGAGAAGCUUCAAAUUGCCUAUGGUCUCCUGGGGAAGACGCAGACCCUAAUGGACCAGUUACAUAUGCAUUUGACCUCACACAUUCAUAACUCUGCUUUUACCAUUGUCCUUGGAUAUGUGGAGCUAUACAACAGCGGUGGAGGCAGUAACACUGGGUCAGGGUCAUCUUUUUCCAAACUGCAGUACUCUGAUCUAUGCAAGUACGUAAAUGAGGAGAGUUUUCUUCCGUGUCUUUUAGAUUUAAGUAAGUGCAUGUGGAAUGUUUUAAAAAGCUAUAGAAGUAUCAUAAAGUGGCACGAGAACAAUGUGAAAGUGGCCAAAGAUGACAUCUCAAGUGAAGCUGAGGCAGAUGCUGAGGUAGCUACAUCUAGGAAAUAUGCCAAGCAGAAAUUAGAGCACGGACUGUACAGAAUAUGGCAAGACGUUCAAGCUAAAGUGCGGACUUUUAUUUUAGCAUCGGAUCUGUCUCAUUUCAAAUUUGAUGACUUUCUGAGAAUAUUAGAUGUCAUUAACAAACUGAUUGAUGUUGGUGAAUCUUUCUGUGGUAGCAAAUCUGAAACACUUCGUGAGUCCAUCAAGAAACAAUCCAUUAAUUACUUUCGCAAUCAUCAUAGAGCAAGAAUGGAGGAGCUCCAUAUGUUUUUGGAAAAUGAAGGGUGGGAAGCAUGCCCUGUAAAAUCUGCAUUUUCCAUAUACCAGUUAAUGGAGUACAGAUUCCUCAAAGGAAAGGAUAUGAAUUUUACACGAAUUUCUACCCCAAGCUCCUCACCAAGUAAAAAAUCAGGAAGCAAUAUAGAGAGAAAGGAUGUGUUUGACUUAUUCAGUAGAGAGAGCUCCCCAUUUGAUAUAGCAGCUGAAGAAACUAUAGAAGAAGACAUUAUGGCAAAUGGAGAGGCAAGUGAUCCCUUGACUCUGAGUGAUGACGACAGUGAUGAUGAUGUCCCAGAGGAGCUAAAGAGAGAUUUUGUUGAUGAACAAACUGGAGAACCUCCCCAGCCACACCCAAAGCGGAAAUUAGAUCAUGGCAAGACACCAAUUGUGACCAACACAACUUUAACCAUCUUGAGACUUAUUGGCAAGUACAUCCAGAUGAUGAGAUUAUUACAACCCAUAGCUUUUGAUGUGAUGAUUUGCCUUAGCCAUCUGUUUGACUACUACCUCUACAGUGUAUUCACAUUCUUUGGAGCCAGGGGUGAACUGGACCAGAACCCCAGUCGACGGCUGCGGGGAUCGCUCAAGAAAAUACAAGACACGCUCAUUCUUAACCCAGAUGCCUCCCAAGAUGACCCAUCUGAGCAGGAUAAGGUACAAAGUCCAUCGUUAUCACCAGUGGUGGACAUAUCAUCUUCAACAAGUAUAUAUGGUUUACCAGUUCGAGUAGCAGCAGUCGAGAGCCUGGCUUUUCUAGCAGCCCAGCUGGAGGCUUUACACUGCCAUAUUGAACCUCUCAUCCCUCAGCAGCGAAGAACUUUUCUCCAGCAGUUCUACACAGGCACUGUGAAGAUUACUCCCGAGAUUCGCCAUCAUGUAUACACAGCUGUUGCAACACAAGUUAUUGAUUAUGAUGGAAUUCUAAACCGCAUGGCCUGUGUCAAGUGGGAUAUCAGUGAUCUCAUGAGCCAACAUAGCGAGUAUGUUGACGUGUUGUUGAGACAGCUACAGGUAUGGUAUAAUUCAAUGCUUAUUCCAUCUAUCCUUUGAUGUCUUGUUUCCUUGCAAAACUUGACUUUGGGUAAGUGGCCUCAUGUAGAAUAUUAUCCAGGCAUCUCAGCCCCAUUAAUAUAGAUGCUUUGAAGGAUUACUUAAAAUGCUUGAUGUGGAAUUCCCUUUUGGUUUAAUUAUGUUAUGCAUAAAAUAGUUGUCACUUACAGUAUUUUGCACAGAAAAUGUGUAUUAAAGUAGGAAGUUUCCCACCAAACAUGUGCAAGUGAAGAAGUAGAAAUAAAUUUAGAAACAGAUGACAGUACAGGUAUGGGAAAUAGGAAAGGACUGUAGCAGAAAUGACUGAAAUAGCAAUUUAAACGUUAAUGAAAAGUAAUCCACUUGGUGGGAACUUGGCUUGAGAGUUAUGGUAGUCAUGCAGUCUUUGUUUAACCAACGUGCUGCACCGAGUUUAUUGUGAAAUUCCCCCUGUGCGCAUGAAAUAAAGUGUUCCAAAAAA
Molecule: messenger RNA, 3028 nt
Organism: Procambarus clarkii (red swamp crayfish)
Lineage: Eukaryota; Metazoa; Arthropoda; Malacostraca; Decapoda; Cambaridae
Source: RefSeq, a predicted model, not a curated record